Molecule: messenger RNA, 444 nt
Organism: Clunio marinus
Lineage: Eukaryota; Metazoa; Arthropoda; Insecta; Diptera; Chironomidae
Source: the annotation of a GenBank genome assembly
AUGAAGAAAGUGAUAUUGAAGACAAGCAAGUUGAUUAGAGAAUCCAAUCAUCAAUCUCAAGAAAAUAAAAAAAAAUCGCUUUUGCUUCAACAUUUCUUAGUUAUGAUGGAAGAAAAUUCAGGAAAACUCAAAAGAUCUGAAGAAUAUUUCAAUAAACAUUUAAGUUAUGAGGGUUUAGUAAAAUAUCAAUUUCACCCUUCGACAUGCUUGAAAGUUGAGGCGAAUGAUGGAGAAAAGAAGCAGAACGAGAAAGGGAAAUGUUGUUCAGUGGUUGGAGAGCACCAACCACUUUAUCACACUCUGGCUGUUAACACCGGAAGGGAAAAAGACUUUCUAAUUGCUGUUAGUUUCAAUCUUAGCGAUAAUGUCACGGUCAAGAGGGUUUUAAGGAUUUCAUGUUCAUUCAAAGCGAAGGUCGAUGUUCAAAAGGAAAGUCUUUGUUAA